AAAGCGCGGGAAAGCGUCGAGUAUCGAUAUUUCGAAAGAGUCGGGCGCGAGGCUAACCUAGAAAUCGAGCGCUGAUUUAAAAUGCGACUUGUUUGUGUGCUGGCUCGGUAACGCGACGUUCCUGUUCUCUGGAAUAAUAAACCAUGUCUGUGCCAAAACAGCAACAGAAUGCUCAUGGGGAGCCCAAAGAGAAGAAAAGGAAGGAAAGUAUUCUCGACCUGUCUAAAUAUUUGGAGAAGAACAUUAGGGUGAAAUUCGCAGGGGGGAGAGAGGCUGCUGGGAUACUGAAGGGAUACGAUCCUCUUUUGAAUCUGGUGCUGGAUAACACCACGGAAUAUCUCAGGGAUCCUGAUGAUCCCUACAAGCUGAAUCAGGACACCCGUAUGUUAGGUCUGGUCGUGUGCAGGGGCACGUCUGUGGUACUUAUUUGUCCAGUGGAUGGAAUGGAGUCCAUUCAGAACCCUUUCAUACAGCAAGAAGGUUAAUCGAAUCCACUCCUCCAUUAAUUAAGGUUUUUAGCAUUUAAAGGAACAUAAUCUUGCGGACACUUGGAUCCACACAACGCAACGGCAGAAAACUUUUUGUAAUGGAAAUGGACGUAAUUUAUUUGACAUGUGAUCUAUGUAAACUUAUACAGUAAAUAGAUAUGUUUUUCUUAGAAGA
Nomia melanderi (Alkali bee) is the source of this 663-nucleotide messenger RNA. RefSeq names its product U6 snRNA-associated Sm-like protein LSm7 (gene LSm7). NCBI's taxonomy places the organism in Eukaryota, Metazoa, Arthropoda, Insecta, Hymenoptera, Halictidae. Gene Ontology annotation, cellular component: U2-type prespliceosome; catalytic step 2 spliceosome; U12-type spliceosomal complex. The record is from RefSeq and is a predicted model, not a curated record. Gene Ontology annotation, molecular function: RNA binding. Gene Ontology annotation, biological process: mRNA splicing, via spliceosome; nuclear-transcribed mRNA catabolic process.